Molecule: messenger RNA, 3273 nt
Organism: Phlebotomus papatasi
Lineage: Eukaryota; Metazoa; Arthropoda; Insecta; Diptera; Psychodidae
Exons: 4
Coding region: 202-3141 (979 amino acids)
Source: RefSeq, a predicted model, not a curated record
UCCGUGUGAGGUUGUGAAAGUGUAGAUUUUUCAGUGUACAUCUAGACUCUAGACUCGUCACUUGCGGACCCAGUCUCAUUCCUAACUUGACGGUAGCAGUCUGAGAAGUAAAACUCUGUCGAAUAUUGAGCUAAAUUUGCGGACCUAAAGUGUUGAAAUUGUUCGGAGAUUGUGGCUAAAGUGCAGAAGACCAACUGAAAGAUGAGGUGCAUUGUAAAGGACUGCGAAAACACCCUGAAAAACUGUCCUCAAGGAGUGACAUUUCAUAGGUUUCCCCAGGAUGUUAGACUGGCUAGAAAAUGGAAAAUCCUCAUUAAUAUUGGACUCAACUAUGUCUGCAAGGAGAAGGACAGAGUCUGCAGUGAGCAUUUCUUGGAGGAGAAUUUUGAAUACAGGAGAUUCAGAGAUAAAUUUAAGAAGUACCUCAGAACCAACUCCACUCCUCAGCCACUUUUUGACAUGGAGUUGGACGAAUACAGAAUGCAACUCUAUGAACAGGAUGAUCCAUAUUUGGAUAUGCAGUACAUAGAGGAAUCUUACAUGACUGAGCCCAUGCCUGAGCCAUCACGCAGUAUCAUGCACAACGUUUCCAUGACAUCGGAUGAGGAUGAUAUGGGAAACGGUUCUGUAACUUCGGUACAGUAUGAGAGUCCACACAAUCAGUACGGAAAUCGUAAUAUUUAUGCUCCCGGAAGCAGUAAAUACGUAAUGCAAAACAGUGCACCAAAACGUCCAAUGGUCAGUUUUCCCGUACCAGCACCUCCAAUGAAGAGAUCCCGAAUGCCUGAGAAUAAUUUCCACAAUAUGGAACAGGCAGUUUCGACUCAAACCAGGGAGGAAACUACGACACUGAGCGUAGAAUGUGAGAUUGAGUUGGAGAAGGUGAAGAUUGAAAGUCUCAGUGAGUUGUUGUCUGAGUUGAAGGAAAAGCUGAAUAUUUCUGAUGAGAUUGCUGAUGUGUUGAAGGAUAUCAUAGGUCCCAAUGAGGAUCUCUUUGAUGAGGUUAUUAAGAUAACGGACUUUAAAGAAAUUCCCCUGACAUUUCAGCCAAUUAUGAAAGAUUUUGCGUUGACGUUGGAUUUCUUGGCGCCACGCGCCUAUCGGUACAUCACAAGUGAGUACAAGAGUUUUUUGCCUCAGCCAAAUGCCUUUGCAGCUUGGUACAAAAACAGUGAAGCUGAUCCGGGUUUCUCUCAAGAAUGUCUGGAUACAAUAACGGAGUUGGUUAAAUGUGAGAACGAUCAAUGUCGAACGGUUAUUUGUCAGUUGGCAUUCAUUGAGAAGGAAAUUUUUCCACAAAUUCAGAAAAUUGGCGAUAAAGCCUUUGGGUAUAGUUCUGUAAGUACAAUUGAUAAGCCUUCCAAUGACAUAGCUGAUCGGGUUCUCAUGUUUAUGGUUGUUGACAUAAAUGGAGCUUGGAAGAUGCCUGUAGGGUACUUUCCUGUCAAAACGCUCAAUAGCAACAUGAGACAGAAUCUCAUUGAGAAGGCUAUCAUAAAUGUGGAAGAGACUGGAGCUAGAGUUUUGGGAAUAACUUUCAAUGGGGAACACAUUAAUUUCUCAACUAUGAAGUCCUUGGGAGCUUCGUUUGGGAUGGACGAACCGGUGUUUACGAUUAAGGUUGCGGGUAAUCCUCCAGAUCGAGCGUACUAUGUCUAUCCCGAUCCUCUUGAUAUGAUCAGGCGUGUUAGGUUGUCCUUUAUCUUGGAGGGAUACUUUCUCGAUGGAGAUGGUAAUAUUGUAGACUACAGCUAUGUCAAAGAAUUGAAGAAAGUCUAUGAGAGCUCUCAUACAAAUCCUGAGUUAAAACAACUUCAGAACUACUUUCAGAGGAAGAAAAUUAAUGUUACCUUGGUUGAGCAGUUACUCAACAAAUCUAUUGCUGAUGCCCUUGACUACUGUCGUGUUAACGCACUUAUUCUGAACAUACCACAGUUCGCCGGUUGCGAAGCUACUGGAAAGUUCAUUCGUAUGAUGAGCAAUGUUUUUGAGGUCUUGAAGAGUCAUCAGCAAUCGAAUCCAGAGGUAAAGAGUUCGGUUUUAAUUGGAAAUUUGAAGAGAAUCAAGCAAUUUUGUGAGAACGCUCAGAAAUAUCUGUUCGAUCUUUGUUUGCUAUCGAACGUUCAAACUACCUCAAAUGGCAAUGAGAUACGCUACACAUUUUCCGAGAAGGAAACUGUAAUUUCUUCAGCGCAUAGGAAUGGUUUUCUCGGUCUUCUGGUUUGUCUAGAGAAUCUGCCGAAGAUAUUUGAAACUGCUCAGGGAGAAUUGAAAGAUCAGAGUCUGAAGACGAACUUCCUCAAUCAAGACUCAAUGGAACAGUUCUACUAUUCCAUCAAAACAAAUCUUCGUUCAAACUGCAGUCCGUCUAUACUUCAAUUUCGCGAUGCGUACAAGAAAUUGAUCACUGGGGCCCAAGUCAUUAGGGACAAUACCGGUACCUGUAUUGUAGGAACUGAGAGUGUUAAGAUGUUAUACGUCAACCCUGCACGAUGCCUCCAAGUAAUCAACAACAUCAAUCAUGGAAGCGUUUUUCAAAAAAUUGGCUUCCGCUUCAAAGAUGAAAUCGAAUAUGAGGAAGUAAUAUCCAAAAACUUCCGAACAGAUGAAGAAGUUCUCACUGAGAAGGACUUCAUUAAGAUUUCCGCCAAACUCUUGGAAAUUGAGAAUUUAUACGCAGGUAGGAACAAUUCUCCAUACAUGGCAUCCUGUGCAUCUGGCUACAUAGUAUCGGUUUUGCUAAAGAAGGCCCACUGCAAGGACUGUACCGCACUUCUCGUGGAGCCUUCCGAUGAGAGCAAUUCACGACAAAAUUACGAGCUUGAUGAUAAACCUUCAAAAUUUGUUCUGGGUAUUUCCGAACUUACAGAAGAUAUCCUCAAUGGUGAGAUUCAGUACCUUGGCAUCAAUUUCAUCUACGAAAAUAGACACGAAACCGAAAUGAUUUCGCAAGUUACGAAGCAUUUUGAUUUCGAAUCUGAUCACUUUAUGCUCAACAAGGCCCACAAAUACAGUAUGAUUGAACUCAUAAGUGGGCUGUACCUUAAAGUAAGGAUCUAUCAUGAAUUGAAUAAGGAUGCUGUGCAGGAUUCUAUGAAAAAUGUUUAUAGAGCACUUGUACAUUUUGAUGAUAUAAAUUAAUCUGAAUUUCAUUACUUUUAGCUGUAUUAGGUGAUAUUCUUAACUAUCUCACCUAUUUAGUGUUUUUUUUGUGUCUCUAAAAAUAUCAAUGUAAACCUAUUUAUAAUAAAGUGAAAUUUGCUUUUGGAUAAA